AUGUUGAAAAUGAUGACCCAGAGGCUAAAUAUUGUGCACAAAAUCUCGUCCAAUUUAAGGCUUUACACAACAAAGCCAACAUUUCAGCAAUUAGGUAUAUCAAAUACACUAUGUUCGAGGUUAAAUUCAGAAUUCCACAUUGAAUCCCCCACAAAGGCCCAGUCAUUGUUCAUUCCGCCAAUCCUUAAAGGUCAAGAUCUCUUUAUUCGAGAUCGUACCGGAACUGGAAAGACUUUCGGAAUCGCACUUGCACUCUCCUCAUUCGACAAGCCAACCCCUCCAAGAAAAAGUAUACAGUCACUUUACAUCGUACCCAAUCAGGAAUUGGCUGUUCAGAUCGGCUCAUGGCUGCAGCGUCUUCUCCCAGAUGCCCCGACAUCUUCUCCUGUGGAGUCAAAUGUCUUCCAAACCUCAAAAACAAUGGUUGGAACACCUGGACAUCUACUCGAUCUCAUUCAACAAGGCCGGUUAAACAUCGAUGAAUUAAACUCAAUUAUACUGGACGAGGCAGAUCAAGCAUUACGCCUUCCAAAACGUUUUGCUUCCUUGCGCGAUCAACAGCGGCGCGCACAGCAUCCAAAACCUGCCCAGAUCUUGAUCGAAUCCAUAUUUGAUAAUCUUCCUAGACAUUCAGAGAAACCGCAAUUGGUUGUGUCAUCGGCCACCUUGAACCGACCUAUCCGUCAUUGGCUCAAGCAAAGACAAUGGAUGUACAAUCCCCUCUUUGUCGACAUUACAGAAGGGACACAGUUGGAUGACGAUGCUGAUAGCCCCAAUGUAAAUCACCAUUGUUUGCUUCUUUCCGACGACACAAUUCGAAACAUUAAGCCCUAUGAAGAGGAUUCCGAACCUGUUGAAGUAGAACGAUCUGUAGUUGACUUUGAGGACACCGACGACCGUGUGCUAGAGAACCUUGCUAUACUCAAGCAAGUCGAGAACGUUCGUCACGGGAUACUUUUUGUUGGUGCAUUUACCAGCACUGCUGAUAUUAAGCGUCGGUUGGAAGUACACAAUGUAGAAAGCAAAGACAUCAGAGACUAUGUUCCUGGUCAGCCCAUUUCUCCAAAUACACUGUGGAUUGCAAACGAAUUCAGUGCACGCGGAAUGGACAUCCCAGACGUCUCUCAUGUGUUUAUUCUUGGAAGACCGUCUUCUGUAGCAGCCUAUCUUCACAUGGCUGGACGCACAGGUCGUCUUACUCCAAAGGGAUUUGGCCAAGGCAAAGUGUUUAGUAUUGUGCGUGAUAGUGGACGCACAGAAUCUAGCAUGCAAACGAUGUACAAUCUUAUGAAUGUACCUGUAAAGCAGUAUGAACAUAUUGAAUAA
This is a messenger RNA of Phycomyces blakesleeanus NRRL 1555(-), 1326 nucleotides long. RefSeq lists its product as hypothetical. The coding region runs from base 1 to 1326 and encodes 441 amino acids. NCBI's taxonomy places the organism in Eukaryota, Fungi, Mucoromycota, Mucoromycetes, Mucorales, Phycomycetaceae. The record is from RefSeq and is a predicted model, not a curated record. Gene Ontology annotation, molecular function: RNA binding; ATP binding; RNA helicase activity. The transcript is spliced from 2 exons.